Chilo suppressalis (striped riceborer) is the source of this 1209-nucleotide messenger RNA. The record is from the annotation of a GenBank genome assembly. Lineage: Eukaryota; Metazoa; Arthropoda; Insecta; Lepidoptera; Crambidae.
AUGCAUGCUUGUCCGUCAGUCACUGCGAUAUCGGGAGAGAACGGGAGAGGCGCGUGUUAUCCACCCACCAGUUUAGCUGGAACCUCUUCCUCUCGCCCCAAGAAGGCGGUGCAUAAGGCGGUGCAAAAAACGGUACAUAAGGCGGUGCAUAAGGCGGUGCAUAAGGCGGUGCAUAAGGCGGUGCAAAAAACGGUACAUAAGGCGGUGCAUAAGGCGGUGCAUAAGGCGGUGCAUAAGGCGGUGCAUAAGGCGGUGCAUAAGGCGGUGCAUAAGGCGGUGCAUAAGGCGGUGCAUAAGGCGGUGCAUAAGGCGGUGCAUAAGGCGGUGCAUAAGGCGGUGCAUAAGGCGGUGCAUAAGGCGGUGCAUAAGGCGGUGCAAAAAACGGUACAUAAGGCGGUGCAUAAGGCGGUGCAUAAGGCGGUGCAUAAGGCGGUGCAUAAGGCGGUGCAUAAGGCGGCGGUGCAUAAGGCGGUGCAUAAGGCGGUGCAUAAGGCGGUGCAAAAAACGGUACAUAAGGCGGUGCAUAAGGCGGUGCAAAAAACGGUACAUAAGGCGGUGCAUAAGGCGGUGCAUAAGGCGGUGCAUAAGGCGGUGCAUAAGGCGGUGCAUAAGGCGGUGCAUAAGGCGGUGCAUAAGGCGGUGCAUAAGGCGGUGCAUAAGGCGGUACAUAAGGCGGUGCAUAAGGCGGUGCAUAAGGCGGUGCAUAAGGCGGUGCAUAAGGCGGUACAUAAGGCGGUGCAUAAGGCGGUGCGUAAGGCGGUGCAAAAAACGGUACAUAAGGCGGUGCAUAAGGCGGUGCAUAAGGCGGUGCAUAAGGCGGUACAUAAGGCGAUGCAUAAGGCGAUGCAUAAGGCGGUGCAUAAGGCGGUGCAUAAGGCGGUACAUAAGGCGGUGCAUAAGGCGGUGCAUAAGGCGAUGCAUAAGGCGAUGCAUAAGGCGAUGCAUAAGGCGAUGCAUAAGGCGGUGCAUAAGGCGGUGCAUAAGGCGGUACAUAAGGCGGUGCAUAAGGCGGUACAUAAGGCGGUGCAUAAGGCGGUGCAUAAGGCGAUGCAUAAGGCGAUGCAUAAGGCGGUGCAUAAGGCGGUGCAUAAGGCGGUACAUAAGGCGGUGCAUAAGGCGGUGCAUAAGGCGAUGCAUAAGGCGAUGCAUAAGGCGAUGCAUAAGGCGAUGCAUAAGGCGGUGGCUUGUAAACAACUUAGCUUAACUUGA